AUGCCAAGAUUCAUCGACUUCAAUGUCUCAGGUGGUGUCAACAUCGGCUUCACGGCCAUCAUGAUAGUGCCACUGUCCGUUAUCAUGUGCAUCAGCUUUUUCCGAGCACGGCGUAGCAAGGAUCCGGCACGGGUGGCCACUGCAUAUUUCAAGGCCAUGCUGCCGUUGGCAAUACUGUACCUAUUACUGUACACGAUACAAGGUAUCCUUUCUAUCGUCUACGACAAAACCUACACGGUCUCGGAGGGAGUCUACCACGCUUCCUUGCGCUUGUCUGUGCUGGGGACUCUUUUCUCCAACACAACGGACCUCUUCCUGAUCAUGACACUCGCUGAGCUGGGCAAUGGCUUUCUCUUCUGCCUCACCCAGACGAGGACAGCGCUGCAGAAAGCGGUAAGGUACGCUGCUAUUGCGUCCUGUACCAUCCUCGCUAUGCUGGCAAUUGCAUUCUUCGGUGUUUAUAACGCCGUGUAUUCGCGUUAUCUUAGCGACCGAUGGUAUAGUUAUCUCGACUCCUCCCUUCGGCAGGCUAGCAGAAACAUUAAUUUCGCCUUUAACGUCCUUACCUUUGUUUGGGCUUUGCUGUUGUUGGUUUUUGCCGCCGUAGUCUUUCACAAGACGAAGCGCAACUACAUAUUGAAGAACUCCGCACUGCUCUUCCUCGUCGCGGCUAUCCUGAACUUGCUCACUCGGAUGUACACCGUCAUCUACCUCUCCAUCUUUGUCCUUUCCGCAUUCUACAACUUUAAUCACUACGAAACCUAUACGGCGAUCCUGUUCGUAGAACCCGUCAUCACUGCGUGGUUCUACACCAUCGCUGUUGCGCUCGUCUUCACCAUCGUCGUCCGCAAGCGAAACGGUCUGUGGACCACCUUGCAGCCGUGGAUGGACGAACAGGGCCCACCUGCACUGGCCGCAAACCCGAGCGCCAAGGGCCCGGGCGAGCAAUGGCAGCAGCCAUCCCAUCACCACGUCUAG
This is a messenger RNA of Diaporthe citri, 978 nucleotides long. RefSeq lists its product as uncharacterized. The coding region runs from base 1 to 978 and encodes 325 amino acids. The transcript has 3 exons. The record is from RefSeq and is a predicted model, not a curated record. Lineage: Eukaryota; Fungi; Ascomycota; Sordariomycetes; Diaporthales; Diaporthaceae.